AUGAAGCUCCAAUCCCUCUGCGCCAUCACCCUCGCCACCCUCACCCCCCUUGUCACCGCCAACUUCGACAUCUACAUGGCCGAAGAAAAGACCACCGUCGGGGGGCCCCAGGUCUGGCCCAUGUGGCACAUCUUCGACACCGAUCCCACCUGCGACGACCUUGCCGAAAACCCCAACUACCUCGGCAGCGAUGACGUCUCUGGCAACAAAGUCGGCGUCCGCUGCGAAUCUUCCUCCGAUCCCUUCAACUGCGCUGUCCAGCACUACCCCGCUGACGGCAUUGACGUUCUCGAGAUGAACUUCCACAGUGACCCCCCUGUGUACCACUGGAAGGCUUACAUGACGAUGGUAGCUAUUUACAAGGAUCGCAACUAUGACAUGUACGGUCUUGAUGGGAAUGUCUAUGGGAACUGCUUCCCCUUUCCUGGGUUUGAGUACGAGUGCGGCGAUCCUAUCCUUGGUGGGUUUACUGGUACGCGCAAGUUCAGGUGCUUGACCGAGUUUACGGCUGCGCAGAUCAAGGCUGCUUGGGGUACCAAGAGGAGUGUUCCGUUUACUUUGAAGGAAGCGGAGGGGGUGAAGGGUCGGAAGGUGCAGAAGUGGGAGGCUUGAAAGACUGUUUAGGCUGUCGUUGCUUUUCUGCUUUUUCGAAGGGGUCGAAAGACUUGGAAGGGAUGAUCGUCUGUUGAUUGGUGCUUGAAUUUUGACUUUUUUGAUGGGGUCUUUUCAUUCUUUUUUGUUUCUGAUAUUGGUUGCUGUUUCUUGAUUUACAUGUUUCUUACCUCCAUAGUGGAAAUAACUGGUUAUCAGACCACAGGUACUGGUAUUAAGUGGGUAUUCAAACGUUUGGUUUCAUAACUG
Molecule: messenger RNA, 861 nt
Organism: Podospora pseudopauciseta
Lineage: Eukaryota; Fungi; Ascomycota; Sordariomycetes; Sordariales; Podosporaceae
Exons: 2
Coding region: 1-612 (203 amino acids)
Source: RefSeq, a predicted model, not a curated record